This is a messenger RNA of Trichoplax adhaerens, 1269 nucleotides long. RefSeq lists its product as uncharacterized. The record is from RefSeq and is a predicted model, not a curated record. Gene Ontology annotation, cellular component: membrane; GPI-anchor transamidase complex. NCBI's taxonomy places the organism in Eukaryota, Metazoa, Placozoa, Uniplacotomia, Trichoplacea, Trichoplacidae. Gene Ontology annotation, biological process: attachment of GPI anchor to protein. The coding region runs from base 1 to 1269 and encodes 422 amino acids. The transcript is spliced from 12 exons.
AUGGGACUGCUAACUGAUUCAACUAGCCGUAAGAGGCUACAUAAUCUCCUUUUCGCCAAUUGGCCAAUAUUAAGCAUUUUGCUCUACGUUAUUGGAAUGAUUUGGUUGCUAGCAUUGGCUCUUGAUGACUUCAACGAUAGAUGUUACAUAUCGGAAAAUGCUUUGAUGCCAGCCAUGACGCAUACGCACUAUACCAAUGCCAGAGACGUAACAAGUAUGACUAGUGAAUUAACAGAGAUGUCGUCGAGGACCGUGCCUGCUAACUGGAUACUUGAGCAUUUUAAGAAAUCAGGAUUCGAUACAUUUACGCAAAAUUUUACUUACCAGCGGCCAUUUAAUUAUGUCAAAAACAAGACUAUUACUGGUAUGAAUGUAUAUGGAAUACUCAGAGCACCCCGUAAAGCUGGAACAGAGGCAAUUGUCUUAAAUGUUCCUUAUCGCCCUAUACAUCAAAUCAAGCAAGAAGCAACUCAUGCUGGACUUGCAUUGAUGAUAUCAUUAGCUUCUUACUUUCAAGGUAUUGAGAGGGAAGAACUAGGCGGCAGAGGUGGAUCGAUUCAGUCUGCUAUUACAUUAGAAAUACCAUCUGAAUAUGUUGAAAGUCUCAACUUGAAACUUGAAGGGGUAAAUGGUCAGCUACCCAAUCUAGAUGUAUUCAACAUGGCUGUGAGAAUAUGUGACAGAGAAGGAAUCACUCCUACACUUCCAAGGCCUAGUUACAAGAGUUCAACUUCUUACUUGAAAUCCUUGAUGACAAUGCUAACCAUGAUGUCAAAGCAUGCUCUAGGAAUUCCCACUGGCAACCACGGACUAUUCUUAAAAUAUCAUAUUGAAGCUAUUACCCUGCAGGGUGUACUAUCUGAUCACUCCUAUAUUUCGAAAAUGCCCAACAUUGGCAGUAUUCAUGACGCCCAUAGUACUACUAGUGCAGCUGAAAAAAGAUGGGCUAUACAAACAAUUUCAGAGAAUCCUCCUUUUAUUGAUAUUUCCUCCGAUCCUGGAAUGGAAUCUACCGGAAGCUUAAAGAUUGUGACCAAGUUUCAUAGUGUAUUACUUACCGCAUUAACCGAACAACAAUUAAUAGGUGUAUCAAACUAUCCAAUUCUAUGUUUAGUAUUUUGGCCGAUAAAUCGUUGUGUGAGAUAUCAUGAACUAGAGGCUCAUAUUUCUUCCGUAGAUCGUAAAUAUAGCAAAGGAACAAUUUUACAUGCUAUACCAAUACAUCGCCCUACACAGCCUGAUGAUGAUUGUUGUCAAAACAAUUUAUGA